This is a messenger RNA of Paralichthys olivaceus (Japanese flounder), 1878 nucleotides long. Its product is annotated as cytochrome P450 2G1-like. NCBI's taxonomy places the organism in Eukaryota, Metazoa, Chordata, Actinopteri, Pleuronectiformes, Paralichthyidae. Gene Ontology annotation, cellular component: cytoplasm; intracellular membrane-bounded organelle. The record is from RefSeq and is a predicted model, not a curated record. Gene Ontology annotation, molecular function: oxidoreductase activity, acting on paired donors, with incorporation or reduction of molecular oxygen, reduced flavin or flavoprotein as one donor, and incorporation of one atom of oxygen; iron ion binding; heme binding. Gene Ontology annotation, biological process: xenobiotic metabolic process.
GAGAGCAUUAUGGACUUUACCACAGUGAUAUUAGCAGGGCUAAUCUUAGCUCUACUGUUGGUUUUAACUUUAAAAAGCAGUAAGAAAUAUAAUUUACCUCCAGGACCUGUUGCCCUCCCUCUUGUAGGGAACCUGCCACAACUGGACAGAAAUGCACCUUUUAAAAGUUUCCUCAAGUUCGGUGAAACCUACGGUCCAGUGAUGACCUUUCAUCUGGGCCGGCAGCGGACCAUUGUUCUGGUCGGGUAUGAUGCAGUGAAGGAGGCUCUGGUGGACCAGGCUGAUGACUUUACGGGCAGAGGACCGCUGCCGUUUCUGAUCAAAGCUACCAAGGGCUACGGUUUGGGGAUCAGUAACGGGGAGCGAUGGCGUCAGCUACGACGUUUCACCCUGUCGACCCUCAGAGACUUUGGGAUGGGACGUAAGGGCAUGGAGGAGUGGAUCCAGGAGGAGAGCAAUCACCUAAGGGGUCGCAUUGACUCAUUCAAAGCUGCUCCAUUCGACCCAACAUUCUUGUUGAGCCGCACCGUGUCCAAUGUGAUCUGCUGCAUGGUGUUUGGCCAACGCUUCAGUUAUGAAGACAAGCAGUUCCUGCAACUCCUCAACAUCAUAUCUGAAAUCUUAAAGUUCGUCAAUAGUCCUCUGGGUCAGAUGUACAACAUCUUCCCCUUGCUGAUGGAGCGUCUUCCUGGGUACCAGCACUACAUUUUUGCCCAAAUAGACAAGGUGAGAGAAUUUAUCGAGAUGAACAUCCGAGAGCAUAAAGAGGCACUGGACCCCAGCUCCCCACGAGACUACAUCGACAGCUUCCUCAUCCAAACUGACCAGGAAAAGCACAAUCCCACCACUGAGUUCCACCACGACAACUUGGUGUCAACKGUGAUGAAUCUGUUCCUGGCGGGAACAGAAACCACAAGCUCCACCAUCAGAUACGCCAUCAGUGUGUUCAUCAAAUACCCAAACAUACAAGAAAAGAUCCAGCAGGAGAUUGACAGUGUGAUUGGACGAGACCGGUGCCCCAACAUGGAGGACAGGAAGUCCCUCCCCUUCACAGAUGCUGUCAUCCACGAGGUGCAGCGUUUUCUGGACAUUGUCCCCUUCAGCCUCCCUCACUAUGCACUGACGGACAUUUCUUUCAGGGGUUACACUAUCCCCAAGGACACUGUGAUUAUUCCCUUGUUGCAUUCUGUGCUCAAAGAUGAAAAACAGUGGGCGYCUCCCUGGACCUUUAACCCUCAGCACUUCCUGGACCACAGCGGAAACUUCAAGAAAAAUCCUGCGUUCUUGCCAUUUGCUGCAGGGAAAAGAGCAUGUGUUGGUGAGUCUCUGGCUCGUAUGGAGCUCUUUAUCUUUUUGGUGUCUCUGCUGCAGCAUUUCACCUUCUCCUGCGCAGAAGGCCCCGACAGCAUCAACCUCGUCCCUGAGUACAGCAGCUUUGCUAACAUGCCUCGCAGAUACAAGAUCAUCGCUACACCGCGGUGAACAGAGGAACUCCAUGCAGAAUAUACACACUACUCUCGUACUAUUAUUUAGACUAUGUGAGACUAUAAAUGUAUUGGACUAAACUCACAGUGCAAGACUGUCACCGGGCUAUGAAUACAAUGUCAGACUAUAUUCUGACUAUACAGACUGCACACGAAUAUAGAAUAUGUCUUUUUAGAGGUUGUCCAUUAAUGUGUAAAUUCAUAUGUGUAUUUUGAUUAUAUAUUCCCCUAGUAUAUAUAUACUAUAUAUACCUAGUAUAUAUAUACUAGGGGAAUAUAUAUAUACACAUCUUUAUACACAUCUUUUUGUCUUUUUAACAUAUCUUGUUAUGCAAGCUGUGCAUUUUCAUUAUGAUCUGUGUCUUGGUUAUUUUAUCUUUUACUAUUAAGCUAU